Lates calcarifer (barramundi perch) is the source of this 1895-nucleotide messenger RNA. RefSeq lists its product as uncharacterized. The coding region runs from base 136 to 1176 and encodes 346 amino acids. The record is from RefSeq and is a predicted model, not a curated record. Lineage: Eukaryota; Metazoa; Chordata; Actinopteri; Centropomidae. Gene Ontology annotation, biological process: response to bacterium. The transcript is spliced from 6 exons.
UGCUGUGAGCAUGUGAUCAUGUUUCCUACAAAGGACGUACAGCGUCAUUUCAGACUGGCCAAUCAAAGGCAUUCUUGUCUUUGAAGAGUGAAGAACCAUCAGUAUUUUUUCAUUCCUCACAGCAAUUUGAACACGAUGGCUUCUCCAGUGUUUGCCUUUUAUCUUACAUGUCUGCUCUUGGGGAAAAUGGCUCAGAUGGCUCAUCUGAAAACGUCCACAUCUGUUCAUCAAGAGAGACGUUUUGUAUCAGCUCAUGUUGGCGACAAGGUGGAUUUAGAAUGUUUGUCUGAAGACAAACUUGCGCCGAGGGUUUACUGGUAUAAGCACAGUUUGGGACAGAAACCAAGGCUCAUUUCUUCCUCCUAUAAAUAUGAUGUGAAUAGCACUUUUUAUCAUGAAUUCAACAACAAUCCACGCUUCACACUGGAUACUAAAAAUAGUAAAACUCACUUGAUGAUCACAGAUUUACGUAUUUCAGAUUCUGCCACUUACUACUGUGUUAAAUAUUCAUAUGUGCUAGAAUUUUCAGAGAUCGUUACUGUCAGUGUAAAGGGUUCAGGUUUGAACAUCCAGGCUUGGGUCCAUCAGUCAGAAUCUGAGACCAUCCAGCCAGGAGGCUCUGUGACUCUCAACUGUACAGUACACACUGGGACCUGUGAUGGAGAACACAGUGUUUACUGGUUCAAAAGCUCUGAAGAAUCUCAUCCAGGACUCAUUUACACCCAUGGAGACAGGAAUGAUCAGUGUGAGAGGAAACCCAACACACAAACACACACCUGUGUCUACAACUUGCCAAUGAAGAACCUGAAUCUUUCUCAUGCUGGGACCUACUACUGUGCUGUUGCCUCAUGUGGACACAUACUGUUUGGAAAUGGGACCAAGCUGGACAUUGAGGAUAAAGCUGACUUGGUGUAUUUCUGGCAUGGAGUUUCAGCAUUCACCACCAUCCUCAGUGUUUUACUGGCUUUCUCACUGUGCAUGGUGGCUAAGAGAAGCAGCUGCCAAUCUACAGAGUCACAACCAAGAUGUACUGCUCCCUACACCACAAACACAAAGGGUUACCAGAAUGCAGAACAGCUCUAUUACGCUACGUUAAGUGUUAAGCUGAGCAACAGAUCAAGACGACAGAGGGAUCAAACCUGGAGUGAAUGUGUGUACUACAGCGUAAAGCAGUAAAACCAGACACGUCACAUUUUUACUUUCUGAGUGAAACAGGAGUUUCUUAGUGUCUCCUGCUUUGGUAAUAUGAUGUAGGACAUUGUAAUGCAUCUUAAUCCAUAAUAUAUAUAUACUCUUUUGUGUCCAUGUGGUCUGAAGUACAUAAACUAUAAACUAUGUAUCUAAAAGUGUAAGGUCAUUGUAAAUACUUCUGAAUAAAUGAUUUUGAGAUUUAACCAGUAUAUUAUAUAUAACCAGUAUAUUUGGACGUUUGUGUUUAUCCUCGUAGAUUUUUUUACCACAUCAUGUAACCUAUGCGUUUUUUGUAUGAAUUUUACGUCACCAAUGAUCAAAUAACUAUCAUUAAAUUUAGUACACUGUCACAGCCCUGGCUGCGACCCCUAGAGUUCCUAGUGUUUCCUGUCUGUGUUCUGUUUUCCCUGGUCUCCUCUCCUGUGUGUGUGUGUGUGUUCUUUGCAGAGGUGGGGAGCAGCUGGUGGAGUUUAGACUUAGUCACACCUGCACAGUAUAAGAACCUGGCUCAUCCUCCCCUUGCGUUUGCCUGCUCCACCUGCCGGUGCUCAGCCCUCCCACUCUGAUUGCUCACCUCUGUCCUGUUAGUUGGACCCUAACCACUCCUCUCCCUGGAUCAUCGGCAUUGGACUGAUUCACUCAUUCCUUUUUUCCCCUAUCCUCUCCCCUACCUCCGUGCCCAUUAAAGACUGUUUUGAACUUUC